Meira miltonrushii is the source of this 627-nucleotide messenger RNA. RefSeq lists its product as uncharacterized. The record is from RefSeq and is a predicted model, not a curated record. Lineage: Eukaryota; Fungi; Basidiomycota; Exobasidiomycetes; Exobasidiales; Brachybasidiaceae. The transcript has a single exon. Bases 1 to 627 code for a protein of 208 amino acids.
AUGUCUCAGAGAUUAGUAAUUCUCUACUUCCUGGCAUCACAGCUUAUUCUACCUUUUGCCAUCGCAAUUGGCAGCCCUCAUUCGCCAAAUUUGCCUUCUAACAUAGAAUGGGACCAGUUUGAGGAUAUCAUUGAACUUCCUACUCCUAAUAUUAUCUCUGAUCGACCAAACUCCCCUCUAAAGCCGCUAAAUCCGGAUUCUGAACCUGCAAAAAAGAAGAUAAAGACUUAUUCUCGUACCAAAGAAGCAAUUGAGAGAGCUACUAUAAAGGAGAGGAUGAAAAUGCAAUUGAAUUCUGAAUUUGCAGAAAGACGCAGGGCACAAAAGGCAAAAGCUGCAAGAUUAUUUCGAUUAAGAAGAAAAGAAACACUGACAAAAGAACAAAUGGAAGAAAAGAAGGAGAGAAGUAAUAAAGAAAGCCGUAAAAGAUACCAAUUGGUUAAAGCACGUUUUGGAGGAGCGUAUGGGAAUGCUAAAUCAAGAUUAGUGCAAGAAUCAAAUAAAAAAAUAAAGAUGGGGAUCGCAACAUUGGAAGAUUUGAACAGAGUAAAAGAGCAUCGAGAGAGAAUUAAUGCAGCAGUAAGAAAAUCUCGCAGUAAAAAGCAAAAGGCAGACAAGGAAAAUUGA